Messenger RNA from Phragmites australis (common reed), 1777 nucleotides. Its product is annotated as GDSL esterase/lipase At1g28570-like. Lineage: Eukaryota; Viridiplantae; Streptophyta; Magnoliopsida; Poales; Poaceae. The record is from RefSeq and is a predicted model, not a curated record. Gene Ontology annotation, molecular function: hydrolase activity, acting on ester bonds. The transcript has 5 exons. The coding region runs from base 83 to 1378 and encodes 431 amino acids.
AAACUCAAACCGCCAAUGUGGAUCCAUCCAUCCCCUUUAAAACCGCGACCUCCUCGUCUCGCUCGUUCCCCUCUGGCUGCCGAUGUCAACGGCCACCCUGCCCCUCCCCCUCUCCCAUCGCGUAGGGAUCGUCCUCGCCUCCGGAUCGGCGCGGCUUCGCCUGCCCGCCAUGUCAUUCGCGCGGGUGGCCGGGCUCGUGGUAAGGGUGGCGGUGCUGACCGUGGCGGCGGCGGCGGCGGCGACGGCGGAAGGGGGAGGAAGCGUGUGCUUCGGCCGGGUGUUCAGCUUCGGGGACUCGCUCACUGACACGGGAAACUUCCUGCUCUCCGUGCCCGAGGACUUCCCAGACCCCGCGCGGAAUCUCCCAUAUGGCCAAACCUUCUUCGGCCGCCCCUCCGGCCGCUACUCCGACGGGCGCAACCUCCUCGACUUCUUCGCGGAAGCAUUUGGGCUGCCGUUCGUGCCGCCGUACCUUGGUGGCGGGGACUUUCGGUAUGGUGCAAACUUUGCGGUCGGCGGGGCCACUGCCCUCAAAGGCUCGUUCUUCCGGGAACGCGGUGUGGAGCCUACAUGGACGCCACACUCCCUUGAUGAGCAGCUGCAGUGGUUCAAGAAGUUGCUCCCAUCCAUUGCACCGUCAGAGCCAGAACGCAGUGAUGUAAUGUCCAAAUCCCUUUUCCUUAUGGGAGAGGUUGGUGGAAAUGAUUACAACCAUCUAAUUGUCAGGGGGAAGUCUCUUGAUGAACUGCAUGAGCUUGUUCCUCAUGUUGUUGGUGCCAUAAGCUCGGUCAUCACGGAUCUUAUACAUCUUGGAGCAAAGAAAUUAGUUGUUCCAGGGAAUUUCCCAAUUGGGUGUGUCCCAUUGUACCUUGCAAUCUUUCCAAGCCAAAAAGAGGAUUAUUACGAUGACCAAACAGGGUGCAUUAAGUGGCUAAAUGAAUUCACCGAGUACCACAAUAGGAUGAUUCAGGAAGAGUUGGAGAAGCUCAGGAAUCUUCACCCUGAUGUGACCAUCAUUUAUGCUGAUUAUUAUGGUGCUGCAUUGAACGUAUACCGUGCCCCACUCAAAUUUGGCUUCACUGUCCCACUGAAUGCAUGCUGUGGAAGUGAUGCUCCAUACAAUUGUUCCUUGUCAAUAUUGUGUGGAAAUCCUGGAUCUAGUGUGUGCCCUGAUCCAUCAAAGUACAUCUCAUGGGAUGGUCUACACUUCACUGAGGCUACCUACAAAUACGUCAUUCAAGGAUUAUUAGGGGGUUAUGCCAUUCCUCCUCUUUCAGAAACUUGCAAGGGUGAAGAAUAUAAAGUCUCUCAACUUCACCAAUGUACAGAUAAUCCAACGAACACUGUAACUUACGAUGCUUUGAGCUCUUUUAUUUGAUCUGCUGAGCUCAAAUGCAUUAGAGUUUUGAUGAGCAGUAUAGAUGUUGCAGGACCCAGCAUCUUGGACACUUCUCAAACCGAGAAGAGAUCCAAUGAUCUGGAGUCUUGUAUUUCUUCAGUCCUUGCUGCUGUAAGGAGGGAAAAGGAGGAGAUUUUGUGGAGCAGAAAUUCGCAAUCGUUGAGUGCAUAGCAUAGCUCAACUCCUGUUCUCUUAGCAGCUUACUGCGACGGACAACAUGUAGACCAUGUUUCAGUCUGUGCAGGUGGUCAUGCUAUAUAGGAUACUAGAUAUAUGAUUCAGCUCAUGAGGGCAAUGCAUGCAAUACUAUAUAGCUAUAUACAUGUAGCUUGAAACAGUUAGAAGCAUGUAUACAUGUAGCUUGAUUAGCAUCUGGAA